Messenger RNA from Phytophthora nicotianae INRA-310, 138 nucleotides. RefSeq lists its product as hypothetical. The transcript has 2 exons. The record is from RefSeq and is a predicted model, not a curated record. The coding region runs from base 1 to 138 and encodes 45 amino acids. NCBI's taxonomy places the organism in Eukaryota, Oomycota, Peronosporomycetes, Peronosporales, Peronosporaceae.
AUGUCCUGCGGUGGCGACAAGGUAGCCGGCGUGGCGGCGAGUGUGAGCUCAACACGGGCCAAGACUACCUUCGUCUACGACGAGGAGGCAGGAAUGAGCGGCAAGGGUGUUACGACGGCGCUGGCUCCAGGUAUUUGA